This is a messenger RNA of Pectinophora gossypiella (pink bollworm), 1427 nucleotides long. RefSeq names its product U8-agatoxin-Ao1a-like. The coding region runs from base 152 to 478 and encodes 108 amino acids. NCBI's taxonomy places the organism in Eukaryota, Metazoa, Arthropoda, Insecta, Lepidoptera, Gelechiidae. Gene Ontology annotation, molecular function: ion channel inhibitor activity. The transcript is spliced from 4 exons. Gene Ontology annotation, cellular component: extracellular region. The record is from RefSeq and is a predicted model, not a curated record.
GCGCGCGUAUGUAUCCCAUUCCAAAUUUAAAAUCCCAAAAUGUUAUUUAUUUAUUUUAAUUUUAAUAAUUCAAUUCUUAAAUUUAAAAGAAUUUGAAAUUUUAAUUGUAUUCGACGUUCGAUCGGCAAGCAGCGGUUCGUGGGUGGAAAGCAUGCCGCGCGCCGGCGCCCUCCUGCUGGCGCUCGCGGCUGUCCUGAUCGCCGCCGAGUGCGCGCACGCAUCCUACAUCGACCCUGGAGACGAAGACGUUGAAGUCAAUUUGCCAGAUUACGGAGAGGAUCCAGCCGACCUGCAGAUGUUACAGGAUGUUGGAAAACGAUCGUCGCUGAUCUACGUUUUCAGGCGCGCCUGCAUCCGGCGAGGCGGCAACUGCGACCAUCGACCCGGCGACUGCUGCCACUCCUCGUCCUGCCGCUGCAACCUCUGGGGCUCCAACUGCCGCUGCCAGCGGAUGGGCCUCUUCCAGAAGUGGGGGUGAGCCCGCCCCCGCCACACGGCUCCCUUGAAGCGGCGACCAACUCCCGCCAGCCGACUUGACCGCCGCUCCAUCGGACGCGACAACCAUUGCGUUUAAAACGGACCCGUUGCGUUUUUUCACACUUCACAUUCCGCUUCUUACUUCAUUCCGCUCUAAAUUAGAGAGAUUCUAAUCGAAAACAGGGACCUAGAUUUUAGUUUGGAAAUAUUUUUGGACAUUGUAUACAAAAUUUAGAGUCUGUAUUUGGAAAUGUUGAUUUCUCUCAUGUUAUGUUGUUUGUCCUUGUUUAUCUGAUUGAGCCGAGUGUCCGCUUACGUGGUUGGGCAAUCACCCAGCCUUAUUGCCCAAUCAGUACGCUCGACGCCAUGCUCGGGCAAUCAGACCCUGACAGCUGCCUCUGGCGAUGCGUCUCUGGUCUCUUCAGUUCAAAAUAUUUUAGUUUUCACCACGAGACGUGUCGCUCUAAGGUAGUUCACUUUCUAUUGCAAUGUAUGUAUGUAGAGUUAAGUAAGCUAACAGUAGAGGAAUAAAGAGUAGCUGCUAAAUUGGUGGUAAACUUAUGUCAAUAGGAAGUAGAAAUUACAAAAUAGAAAAAAAAUAUAAAUGUACUUUAAAAGUAAAUGUUCUAGUCUAGUCAUUAAGAGACUAACGGUAACGGAAAACUUGGUGAAAGACGCUAUAAUAAGCCUUUAUAUAUGAAUACUAUGCCAUGUAUUUGCGAUUGGCAACUUAGAUUUUUAAAUACAUAUAAAUCAUUAUGAUUAAUAAACGAAUCUUUAAUGUACUUUAUGCUACUCUCGGACAGGGGGUAUAUGGUAUUGCAGCCUAGUAGAUUCUCUGUACGUAGCUUCUUUUAUUGUACGUUCCUGAUCGUGGAAUAUAGUAAUUGUACUAAUAAUAUUGGAAUAUGGAAAUGAUAAAUUAUAUUAAUAAAUGUUUAUGGACGAAA